GAAGGAACGAAGCUAGUUACUAUUACUCUUCCAGUUCUCCUCUUCUAUUCAGAAACUGUUAAGCCUUUUUUUUUCUUCUUGUUUUUUCUUUAUCAAGUGACACAUUCAUACGUAUUGGGGUUAUUGCUUUGGAGAAAAUUGAUUUGAAGCUCUCUUGAUCACCUGAUACAUAGAGAAAAGGAGCUAGCAGUUCAAGAGUUCUGUCUUGGAAGCUGAAAGUGAUGACUCCAUCUUAGAAGGUGACUGUGAUGAUCACUCAUGACUGCAGGCAGUGGGAAAGAACACCAGGGGAGAAGAAAUGACUGUUAACCAAAGGGCAAUUCAUUGAAGAUAGGGCCGGCUUGAUUCAGAUUUCCAGGCUCAUCACUUCUUGCUCUCUGUAUAUUCAAAGCUACAACAAUGGACAUUGUUGUUGGAGCCAUCAGUGAAUUGAUUAAAGUAGUGGUGUAAGAUUGGCUAUUGAAAGUGAAUCAAACAGAGUCUGUGGAGAAAGAAUUAGAAGAGAGCAGAGGAUGCCUCCAACAGGAUUGCUCUAUCAAGUAGGAAAAGAUGAAAAACACAUGCUUGACGAAGUUAAAGUUCUCCUAAAUGAAGGCCAAACAUUUACUGUUGUGUCAGAUCCUUCUCUGCAAAGUACCAGCAGCUUAGAGUUCAUGCUUAUCUCUAAUGACCUUAGAAACCAAAUGGCAAGGCUUAGAGAACUAAAAGAGGAUGUACAAUACACUGUGGAUGAAGCUCGAAUGAGAGGAAAAGAGAUAAAGGUAGUGGUGGAAGAUUGGUUAACAAGAGUGAAUCAAAUACAGUCUGAGGAAAUGACAUUGCAUAAUGCAUUGGAAGAGAGCAAGGGAUCUUUUCAAAGAGGUAAGAAAGUUGCAGAAGAGAGCAACACAUCUUUUCAAGCAGGGAAAGAUGUAAAGAACAUGACUGAAGGCCCACAAUUCAGUGCUACUAUGUCAAACCCUUCUCCACUUCCUCCCAUCCUAGAAUCCAUGGAAAUGUUAGAUUUCCAAAUUUAUGACUCUGCCAAAUCAGCCAUGGACCAAAUCAUGGAGGCUUUGAAAGAUGAGAAUAAGAACAUAGUUGGUGCAUAUGGGAUAGGAGGAAUUGGAAAGACAACCUUGAUGAAAGAAGUGGCUAAAUUUUUGAAAAAAGAUGGGCUUUUUGAUCAGGUUGUGAUGGUAACUGUGUCUCAAAACUGGGUCUUGAAGAAUAUCCAAGGAAAAAUUGCAGAGAACUUGCAGCUGGAGCUUGAAGAAGAGCAGCUUUCUAUGAGAGCAAGAAUAUUAUCUAAGAGAUUGAAGAAGGAGAAGAGAAUCCUCAUAGUCUUAGAUGAUUUAUGGAAGCCACUAAAUUUAGAAGAUGAGGUAGGAAUUCCUUGUGGAAACAACUGCAAAGUAAUUCUCACGACAAGACAUCUUCAAGUGUGUAAUCAAAUGAAAACCCAAUUCAAUGUUGAAGUGAAAGUUCUAUCAGAAGGAGAUGCAUGGGUUCUAUUCAAAUGGGCUGCUGGAGUUCAUAUAGAGAACCGCAAUAUGCUGCGUGCACUGGGAAAGGAAAUUGUUGGAGAAUGCAUGGGUUUGCCUUUGGCAAUUAUCACAGUUGGAAAGGCACUGCGAGGUAAGGACCCAUCUGUGUGGAAAGAUGCAGCUAGCCAACUCAAGAAGUCAAGCUCAUCACCAUCGGAUAUUAAAGGUGUGCAUGAAAAAGUUUUCCAGUGCAUAAAAUUGAGCUACGACUCUCUUGGUAACGAAGCUACCAAAUUUUGCUUCUUGCUUUGUUGUAUGUUUCCUCGAGACAUGCCUAUUUCUGAGGAUGAUUUGCUUCCUUAUGUGGUGGGGGAGAGGGUAUUUGGAGAUAAUGAUAGCCUUAAGGAAGUGAGGAAUAAGUUGCAAAUGCAUAUAGAAGGACUCAAAGGAUCGUGUUUAUUAUUAGAUGACAGUGAAAGGAUGAAAGGCUGCAUAAGGAUGCAUGAUAUUAUUCGAGAUGUGUCCAUAUGGACUGCAUCAAAAGGAUGCCAUGGUUUUUUUGUAAAAUCUGGUAGAGGAUUGACAUAUUUGCUAGAACAUAAGGAGAACCUAAGAAAAUGCAAGCGACUUUCACUAAUGCAAAAUGAAAUUACUGUACUCCCCAAUCGACUUGGUUGUUCUGAUCAGCUUAUGACCUUAUCCUUAAGUGACAAUACUAAUUUGAGAGAAAUCCCAGAUGGAAUCUUUAAAAGGAUGACAUCAUUGAAGACUCUAGAUCUGGGAAGAACAAAAAUCUCUUUGAUACCAUCUUCAUUGUCAAGCUUAACAGACCUUCGAGUGCUGCGUAUUAGUGGAAGUCAAAGGACUUUUUAUGUCUCAGUGCUUGGGAAGUUGAAGAAACUUGAAAUACUUCACAUAACUGAUUGCAAUGUAAGAAGAUUGACAGAAGAAAUAGGAGAGCUUACAAAUCUAAAGUCAUUGGAUUUGUCAGGUAAUUGGGGCUUGAUUAUUGCCCCAAAUACUCUAUCAAGGUUGUCUCUCUUAGAAGAACUCAAUCUUAAGGGUAGCUUUCAUGAGUGGGAGAUCGAUGAAAGAUCAGAAGAAGAAGAGGAAGAAGAAGAAGAAGAAGAAGGCAGGACAUUAAACAAGAAGGCAUGCUUAUCUGAGGUUGCAUCUUUAUCUGCUUUGACUCAUCUAAAGAUAAGGGUAUCAAAUGUCAAAAGUUUAUGGGCAACUAAUAUCCCAUUAUGCUGGGAAAAUCUGACACAGUUCUCAAUAAUUUUGGGAGAUGAUUGGGUAAGUUCUCCUGUUUCUAAGUGUGCCACUCAAGUGCAUAUUUCUGGAUCCAUCCCUCCAUUUUCAAAAUGGAUGAUCUUUUUGUUGGAACGAUUGGAAGGGCUAAUGCUAAACCAGUGUCAUGAUGUUAAGUAUGUUCACAUUCUAAGCCAUGGUGCUAGUGUUUUUAAUAACAUUCGGGUUCUCCAUGUUAGAAAAUGUGGUGAUGUGGAAUAUAUUUUGAGUAGUACUACUACUACUACUGUUGAAGUUGAUGAGGCCGAAGAUCAUCUUCGUCAUGGUCAAGAAGUUCUGCAAAAUAUCACAAUAAUUAGCAAUUUGGAAAAGCUAUACUUGCAUUCUCUGCCAAAAUUGAAGGCAAUCUGCCAUUUUAGAGGAGGAUAUAGCUUCUUCUUCAACAACUUAAGAUUUCUAGAUGUAUUUGAUUGUCCGGGUCUCAUUAGUAUCAUACCCUCUGAUCUACUGGCAAUGCUAUCAAAUUUAGAAGAACUUGUGGUAAAGUUAUGUUAUGGGGCCACUGAGGUAUUCAGAGUAGGGAAUCUGCAAGCUACAACAAUAUUGAAGAAACUAAAACGAUUGGAUCUACAAUAUCUUCGUUCUCUAAGGACCAUAUGGAAGGGCAUUGUUUCCCCUUUCUUAAGCCUGAUGAACCUAGAGGAGAUACAUGUGAAACGAUUGGACAACUUGAAUUUCAUGUUCUCAGUAGCAAUUGUGGAGAAGCUUCAACAACUAAAGCGGCUUGAGAUUCGGGAGUGUCCCAAAAUGGUGCAAAUAAUCUCAUUAAUAAGAAGCCAAGCACUACUGCCAAGCACUCAUCCAAUUCUUGGCAACCUGAGGAGCCUAGGCAUAUAUGAAUGUGAUAGCUUGAAGCACAUCCUACCAAUGAGUUUGGCUCAAGGUCUUCUACAACUAGAAGAAUUGGAUAUAAGUGAUUGCUCUAAUCUGGAGGAAAUAAUAUUUGUGGAUGAUGGAAAGGAGGAGGAUGAGGAGAAGACUAAGGUAUUAUUGUUUCCUCGACUAAGGUGUCUAAAGUUAGUUGGCUUACCAAAUCUCUCGAUGGCUAGCAAACGGGUGUUAAGAGGCAACCAUGACUGUUAUUGUUACUGGCCUUCACUGGAAAUGCUAAAAGUUCUGAGAUGCCACAAGUUGAAAAAGUUCCCUGUGAUUCCACAGACGAUGACCCCAACAAAACUGAGGGAAAUUGAGGUAGAAGAAGAAUGGUUCAAUGAGUUGGAAUGGGAUGAUGACCAAAUUGAUUACAAGUUGUACCUACAAGAAAGAGUCAAGGCUCAAAGAGGUCCAUCCAACAGGCCGGUUAUAUUUUGAGAAGCCACAGAAGACCUCCAGAUGAUCACUAAGCAACAAUGGUGGCUCCUUCGAUAGAGAUGGAUGAAAAUUAGCAGCUUCAUGGCCUGAGUUUGUUGGACAAUUUAAUCACAUGUGCAUAGAACCUCAAAGUGGCUUAUUCUUUUGGGUUUAAUUAUGAUUUUUUUUACCA
Messenger RNA from Macadamia integrifolia, 4260 nucleotides. Its product is annotated as disease resistance protein RPS5-like. Bases 513 to 4088 code for a protein of 1191 amino acids. NCBI's taxonomy places the organism in Eukaryota, Viridiplantae, Streptophyta, Magnoliopsida, Proteales, Proteaceae. Gene Ontology annotation, molecular function: protein binding; ATP hydrolysis activity; ADP binding. The transcript has 4 exons. The record is from RefSeq and is a predicted model, not a curated record.